ACAUUGAAAGCUGCUUCGUGGACGGUUGAAUCAAUCACCAAUUUCGUCGGAGCGAACACGAAAUUAGAACUUAAAUUGCAUGAUUUGAGCGAUUUAGUAAAUCGUAUUCAAACACAAGAUGAGAAAAUGCAAUCGUAUGUAUCGAAUUAUCAUGAUUUGGAACGGUUUACGCUCGAAGGUUUUGCCCAUUGGAUCAUAGCACAAGACACGAUGUCUGUACAGGGUUUACUCGAAAGAAUUCAUUUAUUGGUUACCGGGUCGACGGAUUUUGAAAAUAUCGGCAGUGUGGGUGUGCUUCAACUACUUGCAGACAACAUGGAGGUAAUUGACGACAGAGUUUUUUUCUCAUUCAUUUUAUAUGAUGGGAGAUAAGCGAACAGAAUGUAAUGUGUUUUAUAAAUACAUUAUAUCACUCGAAACCAUCAGAAGCAUGUGUACAAAUUAAAAAAAUAAUCGCAUGCCGGCAACACUCGAUAAUCCACAUCUUUGAAAACAAAAAUUAAACAAAUAAUAGUAUUUUCCCUCGUUCGUAAACAAAAUGAAAAAAAAGAACGCAAACUCAACCCCUGCAAUUUUCUACAGCAAACAGAAUAUCAUUCGAAAUCAUAAAAACAAACAAAGAUAUAUCAAAUGCAAUUCAUGAGAACAAAGGAAACGACUGAAAAGUUUAUAUGAUAUAAAAAUCAUUUUGUGUGUGAAUCAGUAUGAAACGUUGAGUAAAUCAUGCAAUUGUGACACCAAUAGCACACAUACACAGAGCAACAGCAACCAAGCAACAACAACACAAAUGCAACAAGCGACGUUAGUGCGAGUGUACGACAUGAGCCAAAAUUAUGCUGUCAAAAAGAUACAAUUUCAACAUUUGUCUCAUUCCCUCUCAUAUUGGACACAUAAUGAAUGUACAUUGUAUAAUGGUGUGCGUGUGUGUGCGUGUGUGUUUGUCUCAAAAGUUAUCGUUGUAGUGCUGCUCAUCAGUGUGUCUACUGCUGUACAGGCAUUCAGUGAGAAUGAACAAACAACAAAACAGCUACAGCUAAUUAGUUAGUCUCAUUUGAAACGUCAACGCGUCCAGUAAAUGUUUUAAAACGUUGUUGAAUCGCAGCAGCAGCAGCAGCACCAACAACAACGGCAGUAGCAACAGCAAAAAUCGCUCAUAAUACAUUUACGGAAGUCUACUAAUAUAAAAAUAAAAAAAAUCUGUUUUGUUCACUGAUUUGAUUCGGAAACAAAGAUAUUAAAAUCGCUACAGUUCAACUGCGUGUGUGUGUUUUCGUUGUUGUUUCACUUAUUUGUGAAUCUCAACUUAUUUUUUUUCGCUGUCAAAGUCCCAAGUUCAAAUUGAUUACAUUUAGAAUGAAACAGUUCUCAAAUAAAGCAAUCACAGCAAGUGUAAUUUAAUCAAUGCGGAACGAAUAAAUUUUUUCCCACUAAAACGAAAAAUUAUCUUAGUUUGAGACACUUUUGCACUGUGUGAAAUGUGUUCAUAGAAGUUUUUCAGUGCGUCGUGAAAUACAUAUUGUAUGUAUGUAAUUGUCAUUUUAUACUCAGAGGGAUAAACUGAACAGACAUAAACAUGACAACGUAUAAAAUGGUCAAAAUUGCUGUCGUUGCUUUCUUCAUUUCUUGCAAUUUAUUGUGCGCAAUUAGUGGCUAUUCAAAAGGGGCCACAUCGACCGAUUUUCUGCGGGCACAAUAUUUACAACUGGAAGCUGAAUUAUGGAGUAUAAUUGAAAAUGGUGUUGAUCAGUCGAGCGUUCUGAAUCAGAUAUUGAGUCAACAUCAAACAUUUAUCGACCGAAACAUCACCAACAUCGAUUACAAUGAAAACGAAUUCUAUUUGCUUGAAAAAAUAUACGAGUGGAAUAUAGUGAAAGAGAGUUUGACGCCAAUUCGUAAGCUAUUCGAAACAUUUCAAAUGAUUGUUGACAAAAAUGCGGAACAAUUCAACCGAUUGGAAUUGACCGAUUUGGCUGAUACAAUUCUAUCGGAAUCGGAAAAUAUAAAUGGCACCACAGAAAAUAUCGAAAACUUUAUGGUUAAACAGGGAACGUACUAUAAAGUGAUGCUGGAAGCUCAAAAUCUGGUUUGCAUUUCAAAGCAGUCAGCACAACAAGUACUGUUCCAAAUGUACAAUGCUAUCUCCAUUGCCGAACUCAAGGGAUACGCAAUGAUGCAAUUUUCAUGGAUGAUUUUAAGAACAUACGGCAAAGGCAAUUUCUCAAAAGAAUCUCAUUUGAUGCGCGAAAGAUUUGAAGAUCGCGUUCAAAGAACACAAUUGCUAAUGCGAAAGGUGAUGGAACGUGCAAGUCGAUCUGUAUGGCGUUGUGAUCCAAGACAUCACAUCGAGGGUGAAACAUUCAUAACUGUAACUCGGUUGUUGCAAGGUUAUAUUGAAAAUGAAGUUGACAUGAACAACGAUAACACCUGCCGUGAAAACUGUGCCGCCUAUCAAUUCGCGGAGUCGUAUAGCUGCUACAAGGAAUUAUUCUGUGCACGCCAGCCAAAAUGUAGCGGAAAACUCUUGAAUUGCCAAUUUUUCGAUUCAGACAUGUGGAUUUGUCCAUCGAAAGCGUCCAGUAAUAGACGUUAUGAGUUCAUUGAAUAUGAGAAUGGCCGAUUGCUCGGAAAGCCGGGCAGCUGCACGACUGGAACCAGUAAAGUUGACUCAUGGUGGCGCUGGCUUUUCUGGCAUUGUAGCUACUGUUUGUGUAUCUGUGAUGAGCAAGGACCAAAGUCAGACCGUUACUUCAAUUUGCGAGAGGCUACCUCGAAUAUCACGGCUAAUAAAGUGGUGACUGGUGUCAGAUUCAGAAAAGUAAACCGUAUAAUUCACAUCCAGAUUCAAGAAGGUGUGCUACAAGCAAGAGGUUUUGUAAAUGCAUCUACACUGAGCUGGAAAUCGGUGAGUGACUACAAGUUGCUCGACCGGGGCAUUCGAAACGGUCUUGAUUAUCACACCAUGAGUUGGGACAAACGAGCCAUUGAUUUGGACGAUUUGGUAGCCCCGAACAGUCAUGUCGUUACCGGAAUUAGAUUGCGUGUUGUUGGAACACAUUUGAAUCUGGAAAUUCGAGUAACUGAAGCGGAUUUCACCACCGGACGUCUAAUUGAUCCGGAAGAAACCAGUUUCUGGAAAUCAAACGAUAACACCGAAAGCAGUUCAGACAAACGAACACCGGUUAAAUUAAAGAACCCAGAUAUUCCAGUCCUUUCAACGACGCCAUCGGAAAUUGAUUCAACUUCGAAUCAGUAUAUCGAAUUCACACACACCGAUUUGGAUCGUGAUGUUGGUCAAACAACUGUGCCAUACAUUGACGCUCAAGAUGUCAUCUCACGAGUCCCAGUCGCUCUCAGUGGAGCCGGUUUAUACCAUAAAGGGAAGGUGCUCUACGGUGGUUUUAUUGGACUGAAGCUGAUUACAUACGAUUUUCAGCCACACAUUUUGACACCACCUCAGGCUGAACAAGCUGAAGAUAUUAAAAUUGUAAAUUUACAAAAGUAAAGUAUAAAAAAUACCAUUCACAAAAUUUGCUACAUUUUACUACAACAAAAAACAUAAAAAGAGAAAUGAAACCGUGUAAUUUUUUAAACCAAUGAAAUUAAAUAAAUGGAAAGUCUAGAAAA
Molecule: messenger RNA, 3624 nt
Organism: Sitodiplosis mosellana (orange wheat blossom midge)
Lineage: Eukaryota; Metazoa; Arthropoda; Insecta; Diptera; Cecidomyiidae
Gene: orion
Exons: 5
Coding region: 1574-3502 (642 amino acids)
Source: RefSeq, a predicted model, not a curated record